This is a messenger RNA of Rhineura floridana, 6268 nucleotides long. It is a transcript of the gene GPRC5B, whose product is annotated as G protein-coupled receptor class C group 5 member B. Bases 561 to 1724 code for a protein of 387 amino acids. Gene Ontology annotation, molecular function: protein kinase binding; protein kinase activator activity; G protein-coupled receptor activity. The record is from RefSeq and is a predicted model, not a curated record. NCBI's taxonomy places the organism in Eukaryota, Metazoa, Chordata, Lepidosauria, Squamata, Rhineuridae. Gene Ontology annotation, cellular component: signaling receptor complex; plasma membrane; extracellular exosome. The transcript has 4 exons. Gene Ontology annotation, biological process: G protein-coupled receptor signaling pathway.
CCAAAGCGAGGUUGAUUAAUCCGGGCGGAAGUUGGUUGCUCGCUCGCUGGCCGGUUGGAUGGCUGUCCCACCCGCGCGCGGCUCGGGGGGCGCUGUGGGCCGCGGGAGGCCGCCGAGGAGGCGGGCAGAAGAGCGAGGCGAGGAGGGGCUUGGGUGGGGCAGCCCGGACGGCGCGCCCGGAGCAGCAGGCGAGGCGAGGCGGCUGAGCCAGAUAAGGCUCGGAGCAGGCGGCGCAGCUGUCAGAAGCGGCUAAGCAGCGAGCGCACGGGCCGGAGGGCCUCCUUUGCGCGGGGCGGCACGGAGGGCGUUCACCUCGCGUUUCCCGCUCUCUCCAUGAGCCGGGCUGGGAUUUGGGUUGGGAAUGCUGCUGCUGCUCGCGGCGGCUGCGGAGCGGUGCGGCGGACGGCCCUGCUGAGCGCUCGGCUGCGCCCCGCGCCGGAGCCGCGAAUGUGACCUGUGAUCGGCGCGGCUGCCGCAGGUCGGACUCUCCGCCUGGACGACGACGCCAGUCCUCUCCGGCAAACGGGAAAGGAAGGAGGGAGGUAGCCAAGGACAGAAAAAUGACUCCCUUCCUGACGGUUGGUGUCCUUCUCCUCGUUGUGGUCAGCUAUGGAUCGUCUCAGAACUCCAGUACCUCCAGAGGAUGCAGACUAGAUCUUCUUCCUCAAUAUGUCUACCUGUGCGAUCUGGAUGCUAUCUGGGGGAUCGUGGUGGAGGUGGUUGCUGGAGCCGGAGUCUUGACGACGCUGCUCCUCAUGCUGAUCUUGCUGGCGAGGUUGCCGUUUAUCAAGCAGAAGGAGAAGAGGAGCCCCUUGGGGGUGCACUUCCUCUUCCUCUUUGGGACCCUGGGACUCUUUGGCUUGGCCUUCGCCUUCAUCAUCCAGGAAGACGAGACCAUCUGCUCAGUCCGUCGUUUUGUCUGGGGGGUCCUCUUUGCACUCUGCUUCUCAUGCUUGUUGGUUCAAGCCUGGAGGCUACGGAAACUUGUCUGGCACGGCAAGAGCCCGUCUGGAUGGCAGCUGGCCGGUGUCGCCGUCUGCCUCGCGCUGGUCCAAGUCAUUAUUGCCACAGAGUGGCUGAUAUUGACUGUAGUGAGGGAUGGGAAACAGGCCUGUCGUUACGAGCCGAUGGAUUUUGCAAUGGCUUCCAUUUAUGUUAUGGUCUUGAUGGUGUUGGCCCUGGGCUUUUCUUUCUUCACAGUGUGUGGAAAAUUUAAGAAGUGGAAGAAGAAUGGAGUGUGCCUCAUUAUCACUAGCUUUUUCUCAAUCCUCAUUUGGGUUGCUUGGCUGACUAUGUAUCUAUAUGGUAAUAAUGAACUGAGGAGGAGAGACCAGUGGAGUGACCCUACUCUUGCAAUAGCACUGGUGUCCAGUGGUUGGGUGUUCGUGGUCUUUCACGCAAUCCCUGAGGUUCACUGCUCCAUCCUUCCAUCCCAGCAAGAAAACACGCCUAAUUAUUUUGAUACUUCACAACCGCGGAUGCGCGAGACAGCUUUUGAGGAUGACCUGCAGCUUCCUCGAAGCUACAUGGAAAACAAAGCCUUUUCAAUGGAUGAGCAUAAUGCAGCUUUACGGACUGCAGGAUUCCGCAACGGCAGCUUGGGAAGCCGUCCUGGUGCCCCCUUCAGAAGCAACGUCUACCAGCCCACUGAGAUGGCGGUUGUCCUGAAUGGUGGGACUAUUCCAACUGCUCCACCAAGUUACACUGGAAGACACCUUUGGUGAAAAAGCUCAGGCUGUAGAGGAUGACAGAGAGAACUAUUAACAGAUGUUAUUUCCUGGCAGUGUGUGCAUUUUUUUUUCCUGAGGGAGGAGUGAAUAAUCCUAGCAAAGAACACAAGGAGUGCAGAGAAAAAAAAUCCACCCAGAAGCACAGGAGGUCUUAGAUCUGAUGUCGUGUUUUUUUAAAAAAAUUGUAAAUGUGAGCACCAUUGGAAUGGAUAAGCUAACCACAAAAGCAAAACCUCUGCAGUGAAAUAUAAGCUAAAACGAAAAUUUAAAAACAGAUGUAGGCACACUCUUCCCAAAAAUUAAAAAAGGGAAGAAAGGGGACACAGUGUCUGGAACUGGCGAGAGAACUGUCAGUUGCAACCCGCCCACAAAGCAAAAUUGGGCUUUGUUUGGUCAUCCGUUGCUUUGAAAAGGAUUAAAUGGUCCUUAAUCCAUACUGCCGCAAGAGAUUGACCCCCGCGGAUGACUUAAUUGGUCAUCUUUGAAAGGAGGGAGAGGGCUCACAGGUGCAAAAAAUAAUAAUGCAUUAAUCACAUCAUCCAGCCAUUUAUCUAGAAUAGCAUUUCCUGUCCAUCAUGGGACCUUUUUUCAAAGACUUUCUCACUCCAGAGUGAAGGACCAGAUGGUUUUGUCUCUUCAUACCUUGGGUUUCUGAGGAGAGCUAUUCAAGGGUAGAGAAUGAUGGCAAUGGUGUGUCAGCAGGAACCCUGUCAGAUGCGGUAAACAGAGGUUGCCCAAUUUAAAUUCAUGUAUAUGUAUAGACUAGUCCACAGCAGUCUUUAGCCAUGGCUGCUAGCCAACUACCUUCUCCGCAGGAAGCGCUGUAGGCAGUUGUGUAGAAAACUAAGGAGAGAAAGGGGCGGGGCAGUCUUUGCUCCGCCUCUUUUGCCCACAUGGUGAUGUCCAAGCGACUGUAAAGGAGGCAGAGCUUGCUGUUUAAAUUGUGUUGCAUGGGGGGAGAGAGAAACGGGGCAGACCGAGGUGGUUGUAGCCCAUGGGUGUGUUCAAGCAGUGGUCCCAUACUCUGUAGUUCACAGAUGUUAUUUCGCCAUGGAGUGCAGCAAUAAAAUGCUCUUGGAAAGCUAGGAAAGUUGAGGUGCCUCUUCAGCUGGGUUCACUUAACUUAAAAACAUUGGACCCCUCUUCUCACUGGCUUCCACCCACCCACCCGUUUAACACUGGAGUCUCAUUGACUGCAAUGGUUUGUGCAUUUUACUGCAUUUUCUUGUGCGUUCUUUUACGGAGCAUUUUAAAAAUGGGAUUAUUUUCAUGUGGGUUUUGGGAAAGAAGGGUGUUUCUUCCCCCCCACACACACACACACACUCCAGAGGACCUCAUGUUCCUGCUGUCUUUUCAUCUUUCUAUGUUUUUAAUGAUGUUUGACAGAGCAUUCCUUCAUUGUUUAGCAUUGAAUGCAUAUUGGGCAUGUGAACUGUCAUUACAUCCGCCGUGCUGGCCAGCAUCAUGCUCUGCUUUUCCUAGAGACUUAAAAAUAAAUUAAAAAUUGAGGUUUGCUUGUGUUUUUUUAAAAAAAUACAUACAUACAUACAUACAUAUAUAUAUAUAUAUAUAUAUAUAUAUAUUACAUGAAGUUGCAAAAUAUGUGGAAGGAUGGGAUUGUUUUGCAUCUGUUCUAAUACAAAAUAUUUUAUUUUCAAAUGAUGAAUAAAAAUGGUAAUGUGCAAAAUAAAAAAUGACUUAACACAGUAGCUUUGCAAGGUUAUUGGCUGUAUCCUGCAGAGGAAAGACGACUGGUUUUUCUUUUGGGAAAUGUCUCUAGUUCUUCAAGUACCUUUCAGUUUUCUGCUAUAUGCCUGAUGUUGAUUUUAGCCUAGUUCUCACUGAGGUCAUUAACCUUUUUGGGCAGUACCACGUCAGACUUAAAAAUCUUUUGUUAAGUGGUUUUCCAGCCGAGGGUGGAUGGCCACAAAUCAGGAUGUUGAAGCAGCAGAUUUCCAACUUCAGCAGGGGGGUUGGAUUAGAAACAAAAAAAUGAAUUAAGAUGUUCUACCUGCAGUCUGAAAUAGUACCUUCCACCUCAGUGAGAACUAGGCCAUUAACAUCCAUGAGUCAUUGACCCUGGCUGGUCUGUUUAGUAGCAAAAGGGGUGCAAGAUCAGGCUGUAUGUGAUAUACUAUUAAAUGUUCUUAAAAAAGAAAGUUUACAUUGCCAUUCAUGCCAUGAUCAUCUUAGCAAGUUUUUUAAAAUACGUCUUGACUAGGUAAGAGCAAUACUUUUUCUGUUGUGCACGACCAAAUGCAUGUGCAAUAGUCCUGAUUAAGAGAAAAGAACUGUAUACAUGCAUUUAGAAAAUUAUAAAUAUUAAUUUUGACACAAAUCAAUAAGACAAGUUGAUGCUCUAACGUAAUAGGAGGGUAGCUGUAUGGCAUGCUGUCCAGGAUUGUAGAAAAUGAGGCCUUGAUCAAAAUAUACUGCUGCAUUUUAAAACUGAGUUUUUAACAUGCUGGGUAUUUUAUCGCUAUAUCAAAAUCUUAGUUGGGGCUUUCAAGUGUCGGGGAUUUUUGUAAAGCAAAACAGUUUGAAAAUGGAUUUCUGAAACUGUUUUAUUAAAAAAAAAUACAGAAGAACAUGGCAUCAAUGACAAGGUGAGUUUUCUUUUCCCAACUGAGUUUUGAUAUCUUUUUGAAAAAGACUGGAUGGUGGUGGUGGUGGUUAGUAAUGAUAUGGGGGAGAGAGGAGGUUGACUUUUUUAAAAAGUUACUUUCAGGAGUAUAAUUAAGAUAUUCAUUUUUUUAUUUGUUUUUUAGACAAGAAGGGAUUUAGCAGUCCUGCUUCCCAUUAAGUCAAUGGCAGUUUGGGAUCUUAAAGAGAGGGCUGAAUCCUGCAAACACAGGACUUCCCUUAAACACUCAUGUGAACCUGACCCCUGCUUCAUAGUGGUGGGAGGUGUGCAGAUUAAACUUUAACAAGGGGGAGAUGAAUUGAUUCUUUUUUCCAACAACUUAGUUUUGGAAUGAAUUUACAUUUCUGUCAGUCUGUAAUUUGUGAUGUUAUAUGCUGCCUCCCCCACCCACCCCCCGGCUCCAAAAGAUGUGUUGUUGGGUUGUUUUUUUUAAGGGGCACUUUUGUGUUGUUAUAUUUUUGUUAAUGUAACAGAGUUGUUUACACUUUUGCCUUUUGAUGAAAGUGAUUGUGAAUGUAAAGCAUCUGUAACGCCACAACAGGGAGCACAACUUUUGGGGGAUUUGGAGUCACUGUAACUCACUCUGAGACGCAUAAAAGCUACUGCAUUCUCCACAUGUUGCCAAUUAAUAAUGCCACUUGAAGGGGUGGGGGUGAAUAUUCAUUCUUAGGCUGUAACCCUAUGCAAGCUUUCCUGAGAGCUGUUAACAUAAGAUUUUUUUCGAUGAGCUAGGUGUCCCCCCUCCCCACCAAGCUGAAAAAGAAAGAUCCUGCGCUACAGAUGCAAUCCAUCAAGCUCUACACUGUGUCAAGGAUUGUGUCUACUGGUUUCAACUUGCAGUCUGCACCUCUUUGAAGGCUGGAGCAAAUUUCCCAGGGAGGUUUAGCAGAGCUGGGCCUGGAAGGCACAUUCUAGAAAACAUUUUAAAGCAUGCUUGAGUCCUCCUAAUCUCAGCAUGAGCAUUCUCAACUUUCUGUGAACUGUACCCCUUUGCUUCCAUUGAGUAGCUGUGAUGGGUGUGCACAUAGAAGCCUGGGAAAGCAGAGCUGCUCCAUUCAGAUCCCCGUGGACUUUUGGAUUGAAGCCAUUGGCCUUGAGGGGUUCUGAUGGGCGCACAUAGCCUUGAAUGCCAAUGGUCAACUUCCAUUCUGCCUCUCCAUCUUCAGUGCAGUGGUGUGUCUGGGUGCAGUAAGUGACUCACCUGGAUUAAGGGUUCCUCCAUAAUGCAACCACCCUUUUAAGCCCAGUGCAAGAAAGAUCCAGGAGUUGAAGGUAGUUUCCACGUUAGCGCCUCUCUUGCAAGAUGGUGGCAAGUGUUUUAAGGGGCCCAAAUACCCUUGCCUAUAUUAUUAGAAGAGCACUGUGCCCUCAGGUGUCUGUGAUCUUGCAGAAUGAAGCCCUAGAUAAACAAGGUGUGUUAAAAUUCUAGCCUUAACUGCAUUUACAGGGUAGGCAACGGCAUCAUUCUUGGCUAACUCUGCUUGAGUCUUGUGUUCUAACCAAAGGCCAUACAACCGGAAGAAUACAUAGCUUUUAUUAAAAGAGAAUGGGUUGGACCACUCUACCACUUUACCAGAUGACACAGCAGGUGCUUUUUAUUAACUGAUGAGAGCUAAGUCUCAUUUUUUUAAAAUUAUAUAUUUAUUAAAUGUAUUAAUCUGCAUUUUUUAUAAUGUCCCCUCUUCCCACUCUGCUGAGUGUUGCAUACUAUUUAAUCUUGUACAUCUUUGGAAAGGUUUUCAAGACAAUCAAUGUGUACCAUAAUGACUGUACAUCAUGACAUGAAAUUGAAAGCAAAAAGAAAAAGCAAGCUGUAAAGCAUGGGCAAAGACAUUUUAUUUUCAAAAUGCUGUUCUUAACAAAACAAAAUAAAGGCUUUACUAUUUACUUACAA